Molecule: messenger RNA, 1566 nt
Organism: Mangifera indica (mango)
Lineage: Eukaryota; Viridiplantae; Streptophyta; Magnoliopsida; Sapindales; Anacardiaceae
Product: omega-hydroxypalmitate O-feruloyl transferase-like
Exons: 2
Coding region: 101-1435 (444 amino acids)
Molecular function (GO): acyltransferase activity, transferring groups other than amino-acyl groups
Source: RefSeq, a predicted model, not a curated record
UAUGUGUAUAUAUAUGGAAAGAUCAAACUCCAACUUCAUUGCUUAAAAGAAUUCUAGUUUAAUUUCAAACAGACAUACACACAGACCGUUAAGGCUUGGAAUGGAGGCAUCACAGCAGGAAAACGGUGGUAUCAUAUCUGUGAGAAGGUUGGAACCCGUCUUUAUCCAACCUGAAAAACAGCCUUCUAAGGGAAGGCAUGUGUUGUCCAAUCUAGACCAUGCUGUGGUAGCCAUAAUGAAAACCAUUUUCAUUUACAAUCUAGACGGCAAGACAAGUAGUGAAGCGGCCUGUGAUGUGCUCAAGCAAGCCUUGGCUAAAGUUUUAGUUCAUUAUUAUCCACUUGCAGGCCGACUAAAACAAAAUUCUGAUGGAAAGCUUUUCGUUGAGUGCAUUGACACCGAAGGAGUGCCAUUUGUUGAAGCAACUGCUGAUUUCAGCAUCGACGACCUAGGUGACAUCACAGUUCCUGAUACUCCCAAGUUAGAGAAGUUUAUUUAUCAAGUCCCUGGGCUUGAAAAUAUACUAGAAACGCCUUUGAUGACUGCACAGGUGACAAGGUUCAAGUAUGGUGGGUUUGCUCUGGGGUUGAUUAUUAACCACUGCGUAAGCGAUGGAAAAUCAGCCAUGGAGUUUGUAUGUUCAUGGGCAGAAACAGCAAGAGGCCUACCACUAAGCACCCCACCAGUUAUUGAUAACUCAAUGUUUAUGUCCAAUAAACUAUCUCCCCAGAUCAAAAUCCCCGCAGAGAAGUUCAAUAUAGUUGAAAUAAGUGACGUUUCAAACCUGGAAAGCCAGUACCAAAAGGAGAACAUGGUGUACAAAUCAUUCAGCUUUGAUCCCAACAAGUUGGCAGAGCUAAAGAAAAAGGCAAUGGAGGGGGAUGGAGAGUUAAAAUACUGCUCGAGCUUCACAGUACUCGCAGCUUUAGUGUGGCGUGCAAGAAGCCAGGCUCUGAAAAUGGAACCCCAUCAGAAAAGCAAGCUUUUAUUCACUGUUGACAUAAGAUCCAAGCUCAAUACACCAUUGCCGAAAGGGUUUUUCGGCAACGGGGUAGUAACAAGUGAGUGUACUUGCACUGCAAGUGAACUAAGUGAAAACCCGUUUUCGUUUGCAGUAAAAAUGGUGCAAAAUGCUAUUAACAAAGUUAACGAAGAUUACAUCCAAUCAUAUAAUGAUUUUUUUGAAAAUAUAAGAAUUACAACAGAAGCGCCUUCUUUGAUUGGGACGCUUGUGAUCACUUCAUGGACUAGAAUUGCAUUCAACACUGCAGAUUUUGGAUGGGGAGAGGCAACAAAGUUUGGUAGUGUAGUGAUUCCGAAAGAAGUGUGUUUGUUUAGCCCUGCCAAAGGAAAAGACAAGGGGGGAAUCAUCCUGAUUUUGGGUUUGCCAAUUACUGCCAUGAACAACUUCCAGGAAUCAAUGAACAAAGUUUGAUCAUCAAAUCUGGUUUCGCAAUAAAUUGUGAUGUUGCUUUCUACAAUUGAAUGUAAGGGAAAUGCUAGUGUACUAGUUUCACUGUUGUGUUGAAGUCAUUAUCAUCUUAUUUACUCCAUUGAAUAGAUUUA